This is a messenger RNA of Drosophila serrata, 12485 nucleotides long. RefSeq names its product SAXO downstream of blistered (gene Sdb). Gene Ontology annotation, molecular function: microtubule binding. The record is from RefSeq and is a predicted model, not a curated record. NCBI's taxonomy places the organism in Eukaryota, Metazoa, Arthropoda, Insecta, Diptera, Drosophilidae. Gene Ontology annotation, cellular component: sperm flagellum; cytoskeleton; centriole.
UUAUAAAUAUAUUUAAAAAUAAGUAUUUCGACAUUCCGGCGGUGGAAAUUAUGUGACACACCACAACACAACAUACACCAGUCCAGAUCCCCAACAACCACGUCCCAUUCAUACCGCAAAUAUUUUUUAACCGAGUGCCAAAAAGCAACGAAGCGAGUCAAUAAUUGUGAUUAAAAACAAACAACAACGAAAAAAGCCAAGAGUGAUUAUUAAUUAGCCCGCAAAGAGCCAUAGUCCAGCCAGGUGCAAUAUUCGGUGAUUACCUCAUCUGUGUCAGCCCGCUCGCUCAAAAAGCAAAAUGGUAUCAAAAAGCAAUAAAAAGAAACAAGUGUCUCAGCAGCAGCAGCAGCAGGCUUCGUCGUCGUCGCAGCCACCAGCAACUUCGAGCACAACCACAUCAUCGUCGGCCUCGGCCACGAAGCUCACGAAAAAACUGGGUCCCGAUGCGUUUGCCACUCUGACCACCAACCAGAGCUCCUCCUCCAUGGAGCACGAAUCUGUGUCCUAUGGCGGGGGCGACAUGGAGCCUGUGGCCAGCACCUCUGCAGGUGUUGAAGGUAUCGCCUCCUUGCCGGCAGCUGGUGUCCGCAGCUAUAGCAGCCGCAGCUCCAAGAGCAAGGCCUCCCAGUCGCACUCCUCCUCAACCUACACAGAGCAAUCUCAGCUAACCCACGGGCAGAGCAGCAAGAUCUCCUCCCGGGAUUAUGCCAACAACGCCAAGAUCAUCUCCUCGAUUGAUCUGUUGGAGAGUGAAAAGAAAGAGCCAGUAUUCUCGGUGCCCAUUGAGGUGGUGGAGAUCACAACGCCCACGCUAUCCGUCUCCGCCAGCGGGGGCAGUGUCUCGAAAAUGUUCGCCGCCUCCUCGUCGUCGAUCUCCACCAGCCAGCAGCAGCAGCACCAGCAGGCCAGCAGCUCGUACUUCGAGACCACAACCAGUUCCAGUCGGAGCGCCAACGAAACGCUUAUUGCGAGCGAGAGAGCCGACACGGCUACCGGUAUGACAUCAUCCGAGCCGAGGAAACAGGUUGGCUUCGACACCAAGACAGAGACCAACACCAGCAGCACCAACAUGAGCAGCACCAACAUGAGCAGCAGCAACAUCAGCAGCAGCAACAUCACAAACACAAACAUCAUCAGCAGCAGCAGCAGCAGCAGCAACGGCGGGGUUAUUAAUUUGGGCGAAUCUCAGAGUGUGCCAAAGUUGCCGCCAGUCCGCGGAACAGCUGAUGGGCCUGCAUCCGUGACGUCGCAACCGGUUUCCGCGACGUCUGGCGCGACCACAACAAAGGCAACGGCGACGACGUCAUCCACGCGACGCAACGAUAAACUGGAAGUGGAAGCGGCGGGCACAGACACACGCACCGCCACCACAGCUGUUCGUGGAGCUACGUCAUCGUCUUCUUCGCUGGUCGACCAGUCGACGCUAAAGUCCAGCAAAGAGGUCAGUGAGAGCACCGUCCUCAAAAGCUCCAGCAGCAGCAAACAGUCCAAGUCGUCGUCCAAGAAGGAGGUCUACGAUGUGAAGACCAAGUCCUGGACAGAGUACAGCGAUGGCAGCACGGCAAACAAGAGCCGUCCUGCCUUCGAGCGGUAUGUGAGCAAGGACACCGAUGGCAGCUCCAAGGUGACGUACAAGAAGAAGAUAUACGACAGACGCAACAAUCGGUGGCGGGUCGUGGACGAACGGACGGUGGACAGCAGCGCCGACACGGGCUAUCCCGAAAUAGUGGAUGAUGUCAUCAACACAACACGGACAACGUACACCACCAAGGUGUAUGACACGAAGCUCGGCAGGUGGACGGUUGUCGACGAGAAGUCGUUCACUGAUACGAAAGCUUUCGUGCCCAAUGACAUUGCUCGGGAAAUCGAGAAAGAUAAUACCGAUGUUGCAAACAUAACGACUACCACGGAGGUAACGAAGAUUUUCGAUGCUAGCAUCAACGACUGGCGCGUUCUGGAUGAGAAGGUGCACACGGAUGUCAUUGAGAAGAUCGUAGAGGCUCCCAAGAAGACCAUUUACGUGGACGAGUUUGUGGAGAUUGAGAAGAACACCUCGAUAUCGGAGAACAAUGAGAACAUAACCCUGAACCUCAAAGAGACAUCGAAACACAAAAAUAUUACCGAAAAUAUUUAUGAUGAAAUCGAUUAUGUGCGCACUGAUAAGCAACGCCUAGACGACUCAAGAACCCGGGGAGUCGCAAAGAACAAGACGACAACACACAGCGAAAGGUGUAUUUGUGAAAUCUGCACUUGCGGACGACAUCACUGCUCAAACAGCACUGCGAAAUCGACAGAGAAAACCAUUAUUGAAACCGAUGAUACCUUAGACGAAACAUAUACGAGGAUACGUACGAAUACCUGGUCGAAAAAAGAAAAUGGAAACAUUCCCAAGCAAAAUGAAGACAUUCUAGUGGACUACGUAGUCAUUAAGAAGCCACAAGAUAAUUUAAAACCCGAGGGUGACUUUGUUGUUCCGCCAAAAGAGCCCUACAAGCCCGGAGAAAAACGGGAGAAAAUUGUGCACACCGACAACCUGCGUACGGAGGGAGAAAUGACUUUCGUGGAAAGGGAAGAAUAUCAGUAUACUGUCCGUCCUGGAUAUGUGAAGCCCACAGAUAACCUCAAGCCCGAAGGCGAAUUCUACAGUCCGGAAAAGCCAACGUACCAACCAGGAGAUAGGCCAACUCAAGUGCGGCAUCAGGAUAACCUGAGAUCCGAAGGCGAGUUCUACACCCCCGAGAAGCCUGGUUACACCCCAGCAGAGAAACCAGAAAAAAUCGUCCGCACUGAUAAUUUGCGAACAGAAGGUGAAAUGACCUUUGUGGAGAAAGAGGAAUAUCAAUAUGUGGUGCGUCCUGGACAAGUUAAGCCCACGGAUAACCUGAAGCCAGAGGGUGAUUUUUAUAGCCCCGCGAAACCGAAAUAUCGCCCUGGCGAACGUCCUGCUCAAGUCAGGCCAGAAGACAAUCUCAAACAAGAGGGAGAAUUCUACACUCCAGAGAAGCCAGGAUUCCGUCCUGCUGAGAGGCCGGUCCAGAAGAAGCCAGAGGACAAUUUAAAGCAGGAAGGAGAAUUCUACAGCCCCGAGAAGCCAAAGUACAGGCCAGGGGAAAGACCUUCUCAAGUCAGGCCAGAGGAUAAUCUUAGACAAGAGGGAGAAUUCUACACUCCUGAGAAGCCAGGAUUCCGUCCUGCUGAGAGGCCAGUCCAGAAAAAGCCAGAGGACAAUCUGAAGCAGGAAGGUGAAUUCUACACUCCAGAGAAGCCAGGAUUCCGUCCUGCUGAGAGGCCAGUCCAGAAAAAGCCAGAGGACAAUCUGAAGCAGGAAGGUGAAUUAUACACUCCAGAGAAGCCAGGAUUCCGUCCUGCUGAGAGGCCAGUCCAAAAGAAGCCUGAAGAUAACCUUAAAUCCGAAGGAGAAUUCUACAGCCCCGAGAAACCCAAGUAUAAGCCAGGCGAAAGACCUUCGCAAGUCAGGCCAGAGGAUAAUCUCAGACAAGAGGGAGAAUUCUACACACCAGAGAAGCCAGGAUACAGACCAGCAGAAAGGCCAGUCCAGAAGAAGCCUCAGGAUAACCUGAAGCCGGAAGGUGAAUUCACAAAGCCUGAAAAACAAGUGUACAAACCUGCUGAUAAAACCGAAAGAAUUAUUCGAAAAGAUAAUCUGCAUACAGAAGGGGAAAUGACAUUUGUGGAGAGGGAAGAGUAUCAGUAUGUGGUUCGUCCUGAUCAAGUAAGGCCAACUGAUAAUUUGAAACCAGAGGGAGAGUUUUACAGUCCUGAAAAGCCUAGGUACCGUCCUGGAGAAAGACCUACCCAAGUUAGACCAGAAGACAACCUUAAGCCUGAAGGUGACUUUUACACACCUGAAAAGCCAGGAUUCAGACCUGCUGAGAGGCCAGUUCAGAAGAAGCCUGAAGAUAACCUUAAAUCCGAAGGAGAAUUCUACAGCCCCGAGAAGCCAAAGUACAGGCCAGGCGAAAGACCAUCUCAAGUCAGGCCAGAGGAUAAUCUCAGACAAGAGGGAGAAUUCUACACUCCAGAGAAGCCAGGAUUCCGUCCUGCUGAGAGGCCAGUCCAGAAAAAGCCAGAGGACAAUCUGAAGCAGGAAGGUGAAUUCUACACUCCAGAGAAGCCAGGAUUCCGUCCUGCUGAGAGGCAAGUCCAGAAAAAGCCAGAGGACAAUCUGAAGCAGGAAGGUGAAUUCUACACUCCAGAGAAGCCAGGAUUCCGUCCUGCUGAGAGGCCAGUCCAAAAGAAGCCUGAAGAUAACCUUAAAUCCGAAGGAGAAUUCUACAGCCCCGAGAAACCCAAGUAUAAGCCAGGCGAAAGACCUUCGCAAGUCAGGCCAGAGGAUAAUCUCAGACAAGAGGGAGAAUUCUACACACCAGAGAAGCCAGGAUACAGACCAGCAGAAAGGCCAGUCCAGAAGAAGCCUCAGGAUAACCUGAAGCCGGAAGGUGAAUUCACAAAGCCUGAAAAACAAGUGUACAAACCUGCUGAUAAAACCGAAAGAAUUAUUCGAAAAGAUAAUCUGCAUACAGAAGGGGAAAUGACAUUUGUGGAGAGGGAAGAGUAUCAGUAUGUGGUUCGUCCUGAUCAAGUAAGGCCAACUGAUAAUUUGAAACCAGAGGGAGAGUUUUACAGUCCUGAAAAGCCUAGGUACCGUCCUGGAGAAAGACCUACCCAAGUUAGACCAGAAGACAACCUUAAGCCUGAAGGUGACUUUUACACACCAGAAAAGCCAGGAUUCAGACCUGCUGAGAGGCCAGUUCAGAAGAAGCCUGAAGAUAACCUUAAAUCCGAAGGAGAAUUCUACAGCCCCGAGAAGCCAAAGUACAGGCCAGGGGAAAGACCUUCUCAAGUCAGGCCAGAGGAUAAUCUUAGACAAGAGGGAGAAUUCUACACUCCUGAGAAGCCAGGAUUCCGUCCUGCUGAGAGGCCAGUCCAGAAAAAGCCAGAGGACAAUCUGAAGCAGGAAGGUGAAUUCUACACUCCAGAGAAGCCAGGAUUCCGUCCUGCUGAGAGGCCAGUCCAGAAAAAGCCAGAGGACAAUCUGAAGCAGGAAGGUGAAUUCUACACUCCAGAGAAGCCAGGAUUCCGUCCUGCUGAGAGGCCAGUCCAGAAAAAGCCAGAGGACAAUCUGAAGCAGGAAGGUGAAUUCUACACUCCAGAGAAGCCAGGAUUCCGUCCUGCUGAAAGGCCGGUCCAGAAAAAGCCAAAGGACAAUCUGAAGCCGGAAGGAGAAUUUUACAGCCCUGAAAAGCCUAAAUACAGACCUGGAGAAAGACCUUCCCAAGUCAGGCCAGAAGAUAACCUAAAACCAGAGGGAGAAUUCUACACUCCAGAGAAGCCAGGAUUCCGUCCUGCUGAAAGGCCUGUCCAGAAAAAGCCAGAGGACAAUCUGAAGCCGGAAGGAGAUUUUGUGAAGCCUGAGAAACAAGUCUACAGGCCUGCUGAGAAGACAGAGAAGAUCAUCAGAAAGGAUAACCUUCGCACUGAAGGCGAAAUGACUUUUGUUGAAAAGGAAGAGUAUCAGUAUGUUGUACGUCCUGAACAAGUAAAGCCGACUGAUAAUCUGAAGCCCGAAGGAGAGUUCUAUAGUCCCGAGAAACCUAAAUACAAACCAGGCGAAAGACCUUCUCAAGUCCGGCCGGAGGAUAAUCUUCGAUCUGAGGGAGAAUUCUACACUCCAGAGAAGCCAGGAUUCCGCCCUGCUGAUCGUCCUGAUCAAGUACGGCCAACCGAUAAUCUGAAGCCGGAAGGAGAGUUUUACAGCCCUGAGAAGCCUAAAUACAGACCUGGAGAAAGACCUUCCCAAGUCAGGCCAGAAGAUAACCUAAAACCAGAGGGAGAAUUCUACACUCCAGAGAAGCCAGGAUUCCGUCCUGCUGAAAGGCCAGUCCAGAAAAAGCCAGAGGACAAUCUGAAGCCGGAAGGAGAUUUUGUGAAGCCUGAGAAACAAGUCUACAGGCCUGCUGAGAAGACUGAGAAGAUCAUCAGAAAGGAUAACCUUCGCACUGAAGGCGAAAUGACAUUUGUUGAAAAGGAAGAGUAUCAGUAUGUUGUACGUCCUGAACAAGUAAAGCCGACUGAUAAUCUGAAGCCCGAAGGAGAGUUCUAUAGUCCCGAGAAACCUAAAUACAAACCAGGCGAAAGACCUUCUCAAGUCCGGCCGGAGGAUAAUCUUCGAUCUGAGGGAGAAUUCUACACUCCAGAGAAGCCAGGAUUCCGUCCUGCUGAUCGUCCUGAUCAAGUACGGCCAACCGAUAAUCUGAAGCCGGAAGGAGAGUUUUACAGCCCUGAGAAGCCUAAAUACAGACCCGGAGAAAGACCUUCCCAAGUCAGGCCAGAAGAUAACCUAAAACCAGAGGGAGAAUUCUACACUCCAGAGAAGCCAGGAUUCCGUCCUGCUGAAAGGCCAGUCCAGAAAAAGCCAGAGGACAAUCUGAAGCCGGAAGGAGAUUUUGUGAAGCCUGAGAAACAAGUCUACAGGCCUGCUGAAAAGACUGAGAAGAUAAUCAGAAAGGAUAACCUUCGCACUGAAGGCGAAAUGACAUUUGUUGAAAAGGAAGAGUAUCAGUAUGUUGUACGUCCUGAACAAGUAAAGCCGACUGAUAAUCUGAAGCCCGAAGGAGAGUUCUAUAGUCCCGAGAAACCUAAAUACAAACCAGGCGAAAGACCUUCUCAAGUCCGGCCGGAAGAUAAUCUUCGAUCUGAGGGAGAAUUCUACACUCCAGAGAAGCCAGGAUUCCGCCCUGCUGAUCGUCCUGAUCAAGUACGGCCAACCGAUAAUCUGAAGCCGGAAGGAGAGUUUUACAGCCCUGAGAAGCCUAAAUACAGACCUGGAGAAAGACCUUCCCAAGUCAGGCCAGAAGAUAACCUAAAACCAGAGGGAGAAUUCUACACUCCAGAGAAGCCAGGAUUCCGUCCUGCUGAAAGGCCUGUCCAGAAAAAGCCAGAGGACAAUCUGAAACCGGAAGGAGAUUUUGUGAAGCCUGAGAAACAAGUCUACAGGCCUGCUGAGAAGACAGAGAAGAUCAUCAGAAAGGAUAACCUUCGCACUGAAGGCGAAAUGACUUUUGUUGAAAAGGAAGAGUAUCAGUAUGUUGUACGUCCUGAACAAGUAAAGCCGAUUGAUAAUCUGAAGCCCGAAGGAGAGUUUUACAGCCCUGAGAAGCCUAAAUACAAACCAGGCGAAAGACCUUCUCAAGUCCGGCCGGAGGAUAAUCUUCGAUCUGAGGGAGAAUUCUACACUCCAGAGAAGCCAGGAUUCCGUCCUGCUGAUCGUCCUGAUCAAGUACGGCCAACCGAUAAUCUGAAGCCGGAAGGAGAGUUUUACAGCCCUGAGAAGCCUAAAUACAAACCCGGAGAAAGACCUUCCCAAGUCAGGCCAGAAGAUAACCUAAAACCAGAGGGAGAAUUCUACACUCCAGAGAAGCCAGGAUUCCGUCCUGCUGAAAGGCCUGUCCAGAAAAAGCCAGAGGACAAUCUGAAACCGGAAGGAGAUUUUGUGAAGCCUGAGAAACAAGUCUACAGGCCUGCUGAGAAGACUGAGAAGAUCAUCAGAAAGGAUAACCUUCGCACUGAAGGCGAAAUGACAUUUGUUGAAAAGGAAGAGUAUCAGUAUGUUGUACGUCCUGAACAAGUAAAGCCGAUUGAUAAUCUGAAGCCCGAAGGAGAGUUUUACAGCCCUGAGAAGCCUAAAUACAAACCAGGCGAAAGACCUUCUCAAGUCCGGCCGGAGGAUAAUCUUCGAUCUGAGGGAGAAUUCUACACUCCAGAGAAGCCAGGAUUCCGUCCUGCUGAUCGUCCUGAUCAAGUACGGCCAACCGAUAAUCUGAAGCCGGAAGGAGAGUUUUACAGCCCUGAGAAGCCUAAAUACAAACCCGGAGAAAGACCUUCCCAAGUCAGGCCAGAAGAUAACCUAAAACCAGAGGGAGAAUUCUACACUCCAGAGAAGCCAGGAUUCCGUCCUGCUGAAAGGCCUGUCCAGAAAAAGCCAGAGGACAAUCUGAAACCGGAAGGAGAUUUUGUGAAGCCUGAGAAACAAGUCUACAGGCCUGCUGAGAAGACUGAGAAGAUCAUCAGAAAGGAUAACCUUCGCACUGAAGGCGAAAUGACAUUUGUUGAAAAGGAAGAGUAUCAGUAUGUUGUACGUCCUGAACAAGUAAAGCCAACUGAUAAUCUGAAGCCCGAAGGAGAGUUCUAUAGUCCCGAGAAACCUAAAUACAAACCAGGCGAAAGACCUUCUCAAGUCCGGCCGGAGGAUAAUCUUCGAUCUGAGGGAGAAUUCUACACUCCAGAGAAGCCAGGAUUCCGCCCUGCUGAUCGUCCUGAUCAAGUACGGCCAACCGAUAAUCUGAAGCCGGAAGGAGAGUUUUACAGCCCUGAGAAGCCUAAAUACAGACCUGGAGAAAGACCUUCCCAAGUCAGGCCAGAAGAUAACCUAAAACCAGAGGGAGAAUUCUACACUCCAGAGAAGCCAGGAUUCCGUCCUGCUGAAAGGCCAGUCCAGAAAAAGCCAGAGGACAAUCUGAAGCCGGAAGGAGAUUUUGUGAAGCCUGAGAAACAAGUCUACAGGCCUGCUGAGAAGACUGAGAAGAUCAUCAGAAAGGAUAACCUUCGCACUGAAGGCGAAAUGACAUUUAUUGAAAAGGAAGAGUAUCAGUAUGUUGUACGUCCUGAACAAGUAAAACCGACCGAUAAUCUAAAGCCGGAAGGAGAAUUCUACAGCCCCGAGAAGCCGAAGUACAAGCCAGGCGAAAGACCUUCUCAGAUCAGGCCAGAGGAUAAUCUCAGACAAGAGGGAGAAUUCUACACUCCAGAAAAGCCAGGAUUCCGUCCUGCUGACCGUCCUGAUCAGGUACGGCCCACCGAUAAUCUGAAGCCGGAAGGAGAGUUUUACAGCCCUGAGAAGCCUAAGUACAGACCUGGAGAAAGACCUUCUCAAGUCAGACCAGAGGAUAAUCUCAGACAAGAAGGAGAAUUCUAUACUCCUGAGAAGCCAGGAUUCCGUCCUGCUGAGAGGCCGGUCCAGAAAAAGCCAGAGGACAAUCUGAAGCCUGAAGGAGAGUUCUACAGCCCCGAGAAGCCCAAGUAUAAGCCAGGCGAAAGACCUUCGCAAGUCAGGCCAGAGGACAAUCUUAGACAAGAGGGAAAAUUCUACGCUCCAGAGAAGCCAGGAUUCCGUCCUGCUGAUCGUCCUGAUCAAGUACGGCCGACCGAUAAUCUGAAGCCAGAAGGAGAGUUUUACAGCCCUGAGAAGCCUAAAUACAGACCUGGAGAAAGACCUUCCCAAGUCAGGCCAGAGGAUAAUCUCAGACAAGAAGGAGAAUUCUACACUCCAGAGAAGCCAGGAUUCCGUCCUGCUGAGAGGCCAGUCCAGAAAAAGCCAGAGGACAAUCUGAAGCCGGAGGGAGAAUUCUACAGCCCCGAAAAGCCGAAGUACAAGCCAGGCGAGAGACCGACUCAAGUAAGACCAGAGGAUAAUCUCCGCUCAGAGGGAGAGUUCUACGCGCCGGAAAAGCCGGGAUUCCGGCCUGCCGAGAGACCUGUGCAGAAGAAGCCACAUGAUAACCUGAAACCGGAAGGAGAUUUUUACAGUCCAGAAAAGCAAUCAUUCAGGCCUGGCGAGCGACCAUCCCAAGUUCGUCAUGAGGAUAAUCUAAAACCUGAAGGCGAUUUUUAUGCACCAGAGAAGCCAGGCUAUAAGCCAGGUGAGCGACCGGUAGCGAAGAAACCUGUGGAUAAUCUUAAGCCUGAGGGAGAAUUUGUUAAACCUGAGAAGCAAGUCUAUAAACCAGCGGACAAAAUUAAAAAGAUCAUUCAAAAGGACAAUUUACGCACUGAAGGCGAGAUGACCUUUGUGGAAAAGAAAGAGUAUCAAUAUGUUGUCAGACCUGAGCAAGUAAAGCCAACUGAUAACUUGAAGCCCGAGGGCGAAUUCUUUAGUCCCGAAAAGCACAAAUAUCGACCUGGAGAGCGGGUAACCGUUGUAAAGCAUAAGGACAACCUGAAGAUGGAGGGAGAAUUCUAUGUUCAAGAAAAAAAGAGCUUCCAGCCUGGUGAGAGACCCAAGCAGAAGAAACCGCAGGACAACUUAAAACCAGAGGGCGAGAUAGAUAUCCCAGAUAAGACCAAGUAUAGGCCGGCUGACAAGGUGACCCGAGUUGUUCACAAGGAUAAUCUUCGAACUGAAGGAGAAAUGACUUUUACGGAAAAAACUGAAUACCAGCAUGUUGUAAGACCAAGUCCAGUAAAGCCAGAAGACAAUCUGAAGCCUGAAGGCGUUAUGUACACUCCUGAAAAGCCAAAAUAUGAGCCUGGGUCUCGCCCCGAGCAAAAGAGGUACGUCGACAAUUUAAAACCCGAGGGUAAGAUGCACAUCCCCGACAAAGAAGGCUUCCGGCCGGCAGAUAGGGUAAAGACUGUAAUUCGCAAAGACAAUCUGAGAAGUGAGGGUGAAAUGACAUUCACCCAGAAGGAGGAGUACCACCAUGUCAAGCGACCCGAACAGGUGAAGCCAAGCGAUAACUUAAAGGUGGAAGGCGAGUUUUACACACCAGAUAAGACGACCUUCAGGCCUGCGGAGCGACCGGUCCAAAAGAAACCCAAGGACAACCUGAAGCCGGAGGGAGAAUUUUAUAAGAGAACCGAUCGAAGCGAGACCGAUAGCACGACACUUACUGAGACAAUUAAACGAGAAACGCCCAAGCGACCUGUUGACAACUUGAAGCUGGAAGGCUCGAUGACAGUUACCAGAAAGGAUGAUUACAAAACGACGACCAACAAGACAACCGUGGAUAAGGUUCAACGCACUCAAAAAUACAAGCACAACAGUUCAUCCAUCACUUUGGGCAGUGAUACGGCAAUCCUGAAGACUACCAACCAGAUGAACUUCGUGUCCGGCAAGGACGCAGUGAAGCAAGUCGAUUCCAACAGUCAAAACCCUGUGGACGGUCUCAUCGUAGUGUCCACGAAAAAGGUGACCACUGUGAUUGGUGGCCGCCACAAGAAGGAACCCGAAACCGAAUAUGUCAAGAGGCCAGCGAAGAUCAAUGUGAUCGAGAAUGUGGCGAAGAAUACGACUACGACAAAUAUUGAGAACACCCAAAACAUUCACAAGGAGACCACGUCUAUGCAGAGAAACCAUAACCUAGUCCAAACUGAUCUAUCCACGAGAGCCAUCGAAACGAAUCAGGGAAAUGUCACCAGGCAUAUCACAGGGGGCGAUACUACCUCACGAGUGGUGUCAGGAGGACCCGUAACUGGCGAUACAUCAUCCACUCGCAUUGUUUCGGGUAAAAAUGUGACCAGCAACGUGUCGGAGGACUCAACUACACGAGUAGUAACCGGCAGAAACGUCUCCAGCAACAUAACUGGGGAAACUACAUCAACAUCCCGUGUGGUUACAGGAAGAAAUGCCUCCAGCAAUAUCAUCGGGGGUGAUGCGACAAGUCGAGUCACCGACGACUCAGCAACCCGAGUGGUUUCCGGUGGCAACAGGAAUUCUAGCCACAACAUCGUGACCGGUAGCUCCACCACCUCCAACAUGACCAGUUCCAAGCACUUCCAUCACCGCAAAAGCGAGUUCUCCUCGGAGGCCGAUGUCUCGAAUACGAUAUUUCAUCGCAAGAAUGUCACCAGCGAUUCGAACACAGCCAACGGCAGCCUCACCUCGAACGGGAAGAUGAUGCGGAAGAGUAUUCUGAAUCUGCACGAGCAACCCUCCAGCAGUGCCCAUGGCGGGGAGCAGCGUCAGAGCUACAGCAGCAUUCACCGGCAGAAUCGGGACUCCGAGCUAAAUACCAGCUUCUCGACCGAGCGUCGAACCUGUAACGUGCACAAGGAGAACGUCAAGAACUCAUCAUCGUCGUCCUCGAUGUCUCGAAUAAUUUCUGGAGGAGGAGGAGGAGGAGGAGGAGGAGUCACCGGAACAACUGUGACACGCACCCAUGUCUCGGGCGGGGGUGGCAUCGAUUUUCCAUCUCAAUCUACACACUCCCAUACGACGCGUCAUCGGGGAAGCCAGCAUGUGUCCAGCUCCAGCGGGGGCAUCGAUUUCCCCUCCUACAGCCAUCAUGGCCAUCACACCGAGCGCAUGGUCACCACCACCCGUCGCGGCAAUCAGUCCUCGAUUAGCCUGGGCAACGACAAGUUCACCGGCGCCAGUCUCUACAAGAGCGAAUACAUUACUGCCCCGAGCACCACCACCUGUGCGGUGCAUAAGAUAAACAAAGGUGCAUUCCAGCAUACCAGGAGUACUCAAGAACACAAGUUCUUCAAGACCUCAAACUAACGCGAAAGCCGAGCUUAUCCCUUUGCCUCACUAACAAACAAGACAUACAUAUCCCACAAUAACACUAGAUGCCUAAGCUUCCAUGACAAUAUACUUUACAUUUGUUUUCUAUGCAAUUAUUAUACAAACCAAUUCGAGAACGAUGAUUAACAAUAAAGAUAAAGUAAUAUUUUUCAAAUUUCGA